AUGACAGACGUGCUAUCAAAUUCAGGAGAUCCAAAACCACAACCCAAAAAACCAAGAAUUUCAAACGAUGAUCUAUAUAGAAAUUCAACACAAUUUGAAAUAUGGUCAUUUACAAAAGAAGAAUUGCAUAAUGCUAAACGAAAAGUACACGAAAAAGGACUAAAAGCAGCCCUGAAAAAUUUCGAUAUUGCUUUAUCAAAAGCCAAACAAGAAAAUCCCGAUAUUUUUCAAAAAUAUCCUAAUGAAUUUAAAAAAGAUGAAAUUAUUAGUACAUUAACUCAAGAAGAAGAAUCCAUUUAUUUAGAUUUUUAUGUCAAAAAUGCAACAGCAACAUGUAAUCAUUUCAAAAUGCCAACACAAGUACGAUUAACAGCAGCAUCAUUUUUUAAAAAAUUUUAUCUUAUAAAUUCAGUAAUGGAAUAUCAUCCUAAAAAUAUCCUUUAUACUUGUAUAUUUUUAGCAGCAAAAUCAGAAAAUUAUUUUAUAUCAAUUGAAAAAUUUGUUAAUUCAUUACAAAAUUUAAAAGUGAAAGAUAUUUUAGAUUUAGAAUUUAUUGUAUUACAAUCAUUAAAAUUUACAUUAUUAGUUCAUCAUCCAAUACGACCACUUUAUGGAUUUUUUUUAGAUUUUCAAGCUGAAUUAUUACAUCCAUCUCCAGUAAUGUAUGAUGUUUCUGUUGAUACUAUUGGGAACUUAUAUAACAAAGCUAAAGAAUGGUUGAAUAAAUAUUAUAUGUUUAGUGAUGUUGCAUUUUUAUAUACUCCUCCACAAAUUGCAUUAGCUGCAAUGUAUGACGUCGAUAAGAGAAUAACAGAUAAAUAUCUAAAGAGAAAAUACUUGAAAGAAACACCUAAAGAUGAAAUAAUAGAAGUAGAUAAAGAUGGACAAGAAGUUAAUGGAACUGCUGAAGUUGAUGACAAAACAAAAACAUCAAAUAGAGAACAAUAUGAAACUUUAGUUCGAUUAAUUAGAAAAUGCAGUAAAUUAGCAAAAGAAUUACCUGAAACUGAUAGAGAAAAAAGUAAAGAUAUUGAUAAAAAAUGUUAUUUUGCUUUACAUCCUUAUAAAUUAAUUAAUAAGAAAAUCAAGAAGUUGAGCAAUGAAAAUGGAACACCCGCUGCUAGCUAA
Molecule: messenger RNA, 1128 nt
Organism: Lodderomyces jiufengensis
Lineage: Eukaryota; Fungi; Ascomycota; Pichiomycetes; Serinales; Debaryomycetaceae
Product: TFIIH complex kinase subunit
Exons: 1
Coding region: 1-1128 (375 amino acids)
Biological process (GO): regulation of cyclin-dependent protein serine/threonine kinase activity; regulation of transcription by RNA polymerase II
Cellular component (GO): nucleus; transcription factor TFIIK complex
Molecular function (GO): cyclin-dependent protein serine/threonine kinase regulator activity
Source: RefSeq, a predicted model, not a curated record